This is a messenger RNA of Rhineura floridana, 1527 nucleotides long. RefSeq lists its product as uncharacterized. The record is from RefSeq and is a predicted model, not a curated record. NCBI's taxonomy places the organism in Eukaryota, Metazoa, Chordata, Lepidosauria, Squamata, Rhineuridae. The transcript is spliced from 5 exons. The coding region runs from base 1 to 1527 and encodes 508 amino acids.
AUGCGAUGGCCUGCCUCGAGGCGGUGCUCCCAGCAAGGAACCCCACAUGUGCUUCUUGGAGCAAAGCUGAGGGAUGCUUUCCUUCAGUUCCGCUCGGCGGAGCAAGAACGGGAGGCGGAGGAUUUCCAGCUGCUUCAUAAGAUAUGGAAGAAAAGCCGCAAGCAGCUUCAGGACCGCAAUAAACGUGGGAGAUCCUCUUUGAAAACUUUUGCGGCCAUGGCCCAACAUGCCUUGGGUGGAAAUAUCCCUCGAGGGGUUUGGGUUCGCGAUCGUGCAAGAUCAUGGUGGGAGACCGAAGUCUUGCAACACUCGGACGACGACCUUUGGCUGGCCAACUUCCGUAUGACUCGGGCUACCUUGUACGAAACGGCUGAUCUCCUUCGUCCCCAUCUUGAAAGACAAGGAACCAACAUGCGUAGUGCCAUCCCAGUAGAGAAGAGGCUGGCUGUUGCUGUGUGGUGGCUGGCAACAAUGGAGUGUUACCGGGAGGUGGCGGUGAACUUCGGACUGGGAAAGUCUACCAUUGGGGAGAUUGUCGUGGAGGUCUGCCUCGCGAUAGAGCAUGUUCUUCUGUCCAGAACUGUCAAUAUUGGAAAUCCUCAGGAGAUUAUGAAUGGCUUCCUGAAAAUGGGUUUCCCGCAGGUGGUUGGGUUGGUCGAUGGAUGUCACAUUCCGAUAAUGGCUCCAGCGGGACAGGGAGAGGAAUAUAUCAACCACAAGGGUUUUUACUCCAUUUUACUGCAAGGGACUUGUGACCAUACUGGUCGUUUCAUUAACAUCGAGGUGGGUUGGAGUGGCCGGAAUCAUGAUUCUUUUGUUUUCCGCAAUUCUGCCAUCUUCCAAGUGAUGGAUGCCGGACUGUUCGUUCCUGGCAAUCCCAGCAUAACUAUCCGGGGUGUCCUGGUUCCUCCCCUCAUCCUUGCUGAUGCCGCCUACCCAAUGCACCGUUGGCUCAUGAAGCCCUACGGGGGCCAUCUAGACAAUUUCCAGAUGGGUUUCAACCGGGUGUUCAACCGCUGCAGAAAUGUGGUGGAAAGAAGUUUUGGGCAUUUAAAGUCAAGAUGGAGACGUCUCACCGCUCGGCUCCCUGUGGCUGAAGAAAAUUAUGUUAGUGUUGUCACUUCCUGCGUUGUGCUGCGCAACAUCUGCGAGAGCCGCGGACACAUUCUCCACGAGGAAAUUGACGUGUCUGACCAAUUGGAACUACCUGCAUAUGAGGAGCAGUCCCGGCGAAGUGACAACUCAAAUUGCGUCCCACAACAGCAGACCCGCUAUCCUCUGGAGAGGAAGAGGUGUUGGAGGAAAACCCAGAAGAAUUGCCAUGAACUCUGCAUGUCCCCUUGCUGCCGCUCUGUCCCUCCUACGACUGUCCUCUUUCGCUUCGUCCAGUAUCGCAAGAAGGAGGGCCUCCGUUCGGCUUCCUUUUGGCCUCCUCCUCCGAAUCUCUGCCAAACGAACAGCGGGGGACAUGGUCACAGUGGGGUUGUGUACAGCUGGGUCUGUGAAUGGAGCAGCGCCAAAAGUUAG